Molecule: messenger RNA, 3093 nt
Organism: Branchiostoma belcheri (Belcher's lancelet)
Lineage: Eukaryota; Metazoa; Chordata; Leptocardii; Amphioxiformes; Branchiostomatidae
Product: threonine synthase-like 1
Exons: 14
Coding region: 62-2278 (738 amino acids)
Biological process (GO): amino acid metabolic process
Cellular component (GO): cytoplasm
Molecular function (GO): pyridoxal phosphate binding
Source: RefSeq, a predicted model, not a curated record
UGGAGGCGCGUGUUGCAGAUUCACAGAAAACGUCUUCAUUGGUUACUGUAACUGUCUGCCCAUGAUGGUGUGGAGGAGACUGUACAGCCAGCUGAGGUGUUCACACCGGUACAUCAGACUUCCAGGUCUGCAACUCAGGAACUACAGCUGUGAUGGGGCUGCACGGAGCAUCAGGAACAGGAAGGGUGCUAACAUCAUCCUGAUGGGCAGUCCGGGUGCAGGGAAGACCACAGUGGGGCGGCUCCUGGCCAGGAUGUUAGACAAACCUGUGGUGGACAUUGACAACGAUCACCUAGAGUCACACUGGGGCAUGCCGGUCUCUGAACAGCUGUCCAGACUUGGUCCAGAAGGUUUUCUACAGGCUGAAGGAGAGGCUGUGCUGAACUUCACAGCAGACAACUGUGUCAUCUCCCUGUCUGGGUCCAACCCCAUGCACCAGGCAGCCAUGGAACACAUCCGUACACUGGGAACGGUCGUGUUUCUGGACGUCCCCAGUGCAGACAUUCUGCACAGACUGGAGGUGAUGAAGGUCAACCGCAUCGUGGGUCAGGGUGCCGGCAUGUCUAUGGCCGACAUACUCAGGUAUCGCCAACAGUUCUACGAAGGGCAGUACGACAUUCGUGUGCUCUGUGGCAACAACGAAAGUGCAGAAGACAUUGCAAGAAAAGUGAAAGAGGUGUUGAUCUGGCACGAGGGCAGCAACAGUUAUAUCUCAACAAGACACUCUACGAAGGAGGAAGGAAGUAGUAGAACUUUCUCAGAAGUUGUCUUGGAGGGCCUUGCCCCAGAUGGAGGUCUGUAUGUUCCCAGGCAGGGGUUACGGCGGCUACAGGGGAGGGAGUGGGAGAGACUGGUGCACUGUAGCUACCAGGAGAGGGCACUCAGGAUCCUGGAGCAGUGCAUCCCUCAUGCAGAGGUCCAUCCUUCUGUACUCAACACCAUGGUGCAGGCAGCUUAUGCACAAAACAGAUUCAGCACUAGUGAUGUGGUCCCCUUGGUGCAGUUACAAGACAACCAGCACAUCAUGGAGCUCUUUCACGGGCCCACGGCAUCCUUCAAGGACCUGGCCCUGCAGCAGAUGCCGCAGUUCUACACCGAGUUCUCCCGGAGACGGAGCGAAGGUCAUGACGAGCACAGGUCACUUAUCCUGGUGGCGACGUCCGGAGACACGGGCAGCGCCGUGCUGGACGGGUUCAGCAGACUGCCUGAAUCCCUGCAGCAGUAUGUAGCAGUGAUGGUGCUGUACCCUGAGGAUGGCAUCAGCCCCAUACAGAAGGCACAGAUGACGACCAACCAGGCUGAUAAUGUCCACGUAGUUGGUGUUCAGUCAGAUUUUGACUUCUGUCAAUCAACUGUCAAGAGCAUCUUCAAGCAGCUGAGGGGUUUAUCUGAUGGCUCAUCAUCUGGACCGUACCACUCACACUACGGGGUUCACCUUAGUGCUGCUAACUCCAUCAACUGGGGGAGACUACUGCCACAAGUUGUGUAUCAUGCAUCGGCAUACUUAGAUCUGGUUAGGCAAGGUACCAUUUCCAUGGGCCAGGAGGUGGACCUCUGCAUCUCCACAGGAAACUUUGGAAACAUCCUGGGUGCUGUGUAUGCUAAGAGGAUGGGCAUUCCCUUCAAGCGUUUCAUCUGUGCCUCCAACCAGAACAACAUCCUCACAGACUUCCUAAACACAGGUUGUUAUGACCUCCAACAUCGACGGUUACACCGGACCAUGUCACCAUCCAUCGACAUUCUCGUGUCCUCUAAUCUGGAGAGGUUCCUUCACCUGUUGACCGGUGAUGGAGGUUUGAUAACAGACAUGUUCCACCAGCUGGAGCACCAGAGACUUUUUAAAGUGCCAAAUCAGAUGCUGAGUGAGCUACAGGAAGACUUCUGUGCAGACUGGUGCCAUGAGGAGGAUUGUGCCAAAACUAUUCAAACAGUUUUUCAGUCAAAUGGUUACUUAAUGGAUCCACACACUGCAGUGGCUAAGACUGUUGCAGACCGAUUUUUGGCGAGAGAUCGUCCGAUGCUCCUGGCCUCCACUGCCCACUACUGCAAGUUUGCACCUGAUGUCCUGACAGCCCUGGGGGAAAGAUUAUCCUCAAACAACCCUGUCCAGCUCUUUCAGGCUCUUCAAACACUAAAUCCACAUCCCACAUUACACAGUCAACUUAGCAAGGACAUAGAGAGGCCGAGAAAACACCAGGCUGUUCUAGAAGCUGACCACAGUCAGGUUGUAACAGAAAUGGAAAGUUUUAUGAGAAGAUACUUCUCAGAUCUAGAGUGAGGGUGGCCAAGUCGGAGGGGUAACAUUGUCAAAGAUUCAAUACCUCAGGGAAGGGCUGAAAAAUGAAGCAACAUUUUAGUUUCUACGAGGUUUUAAGGGAAAUUUGGUUUGGGGCCACUACAAAAGUACCAGGUGAUUUUGACAUUUUUACAUGAAUCCCAGAUUCCCAGCUGCUGAACAUUACAUGAUUAUAGCAUUUUAAGUUCUGUAUAUAGUUAUUUAAUCCAGAAUACACGAUAGAAAGUCAUUGAAGACUGCAAGUCAAGGCAUGUCACAAGUCAAGAUCCAUUUAUGAUUUUACUGCAGCAUUUACUGAACAAGUUCUCAAAGCCUUAUAUGAUCAAGCAACAGCAAUUACAAAGUUAUCAGCGCUACAAAAUUAUAUGAUGAUACACUGGUACAAAAAAAAUCGUAAAACCCACAUCUUACAUUUUCUGCAUUGAAUUCCGAUACAUCAGGCCUAGCCUGAUCACACUCCUAUAGCAGCCCUGCCACCAGCCUGGCCACUAGAAGGGACCCAUAAAGUUCUGGAGAGUUUGAGAGAGUUACAGACUACAUAAGGUACUUGUUAUAAUAUUCAACCUACAAUAGAUAGGUGUACAUCUCUAAGUCUUUGUGUACAUAUUGAAAACUAACAAAGGAUGGUGAUGUAAAGCUGGCUGCCUUGUGCAUGGGGAGCUUCAGGUGUCAAACCUUUGUGGGUAAAGGAACCCAAAACAUUUAUCGAGAAGAGUAGGGGUAACAGGUGGUCAACUGGUGCAAAAAUAUAUCCACAAGCCAUAUGCAAAAUAUAUCCACCAUCUACUUGCAUCAUA